Molecule: messenger RNA, 788 nt
Organism: Daktulosphaira vitifoliae (grape phylloxera)
Lineage: Eukaryota; Metazoa; Arthropoda; Insecta; Hemiptera; Phylloxeridae
Exons: 4
Coding region: 1-630 (209 amino acids)
Source: RefSeq, a predicted model, not a curated record
AUGGCAAUUUGUUAUUUUUAUGUAGAAACAUCUUCUGGUCGACAUUACGGUACAUCCGAAGGGUCAGCUCAUCAAGAAGAGGAGAGUAGUGCCGGACAGUUGGAAACUAAAGAUGAGGAUAACAACAGGGUAGGUGCAGCUAGGGCAGCUGCUUUCAUUUUGAUCUCUUGUCGACCAUCCACUUCAGAAACACCUUCAUCUUCUCCAGGAAAAACGAAAAGAGCAAAAAAAUUGGGUUACGGCAAGACGGGUAGUGACCCAGCUGUACACAGUACUUCUUCCUUGAAAGCGUACAAUUUAAAAUGGUAUCAAAGGGACCAGCAGAGAAGACACUCGACUAAGAAUAGAGAAGCCAAAGGCACACCGCCUAGUCAUUGUUCGACUGAGCAACUAAUACACAACAGUUCCAAAGAGGCUUGUUCGAGAAAUAGUCAAAAUGCUUUAAGUUCAAAAGACAAGUCAAAAACAUCAUCUGUAAGUCGCAUUGAGCACAAAGCCUUGGUUCAUCAUUCAGCUCCUAGCUGUAGUCCGGACGCUGUGGUCGUUCCCAUGGAACCUUUAACACAUCAUCAAUCUACGACAAGAGAACAUCAUCAAAAGUUAUCAGAGGAAACUACAGUGGAAAAUUAAAGACAUUGUUUGCAUUGAUUUUGAAAUGUCAUUUAGUGUUAUUCAAUAGGAUUUAAUGUAAAUUCACCUAAUAAUUUGGUUAAAAAUCCCACAGAUUUAAAAUCAUAAAUCAUACUAUUAAAUUUAAUUACACUUACACUACACGAUUUAUUUUUGCA